AUGGAGGUUGUCCAAGUGCAGCCAAGAGACUCUUAUCUCCAUUAUAUCUAUGUGCCUUCCAAGGGUACCGCCAUACGUUGGUCUUUUACAACAAGACGUAAUAAUAUCGCAUUUGGUGUUUAUCGACGUCGAGGACAAGCUCCACUUCCCUCUUCCUCCGAGAUCAUCUUCCAUGCUCAACAACAACGACAGCAUUCAGCAGGUGAAUUGCUCUUAAACGACAAUGGCAGCCUUCGCAAACAUCAAGACGACGAUGAGUCUGAAAACGGCAAUGGCCACGCUCCAUCCUUGAACGGCAGCAUUGCAGGACGUCCACGGGCGAAAUCCGUAGCUUCGACUAAGCUCAGGGAACAGGGCCUUGAUGAAAUUAUCCCGAUCCAGCAUAUGAACUCGAGUAGCGUCAAGAUCGAAGGAUCUUAUGUUGUUGAAGAGCCUGGAAACUAUGUUCUCGUGUUUGAUAACACAUUCUCUCGCAACAAGGCAAAGACGCUCACAUUUUCGGUGGCUCUUGUGGAAGGUGGCAUGCAAUCAUCCGCUUCUCAGUAUGAAAUCUCGGGUUGGUUACUCAAAAAGAAACGCAAAAAGAUGCAAGGAUGGGCCAAACGAUGGUUUCAGCUUUCACCCUCUGGUGUCUUGUCCUACUCCAUUUCACCCACAAGCGUUACACGAGGCUCAAUUCAAAUCAUGCUGGCCACCAUCUCGUCCAACCCAGACCAACGUUUGAUCCAUAUUGAUUCGGGUACAAUGUUGUAUCAUCUAAAGACGCUUACAACGGAGGAUCAUGAUCGAUGGACCGAUGCAUUCCGCGCUUAUCGUUCUGGUGGCAAUGUUGACGUCAAUGGUAAUGGCACGGAUCCUUUGGCAUCAUCGGAUGAGCAAUCAAGCCCAUUGCAUCAAGAAAUUGACCGUGGUUUACAAAGUGCUCGUGGAUUGGGUGCUACGGUGGAUCGAUUUGCUGAGAACAUCAAUGUGCUCAAGGCAUUGUUGGAUCAAGUUUCACAUGUUCCUGGUACUCAAGAAUUGACGCCCAAGAUUGCUGGUCUCACGCAACAGCUUGAACGUGAUCGUAACGAGAUCUCAACCUACACCAAGGAACAGCAAAAUCAUUGGCAAGUGAUUCAUGAGGCUCUAUCCAAUACUACACAUUCAGCACCCACCUACCAGAAUGGCGAAUUCGAGCCCUCCUCAGAUCUCAAUCGCAUGUCCACUAGCGCACGUUCCUCUGUCUCUGAUCUAUUUUACGAUGCUGAGGAUAUUAUUCUAAGUGGUGGUGAUGACGACUUUUUGGAAGAGGGUGACGAGGAAGAAGGCAAUGACGAUAGCAGUGAUGAUGAUGAAGAUACCGAGACAAAUGAGCAGGAAAGUGAUGGCUCGUUGGAACUUAGUAUUGCUGGUGACGUCGUACGCCGAAAUUGCCUUCCAUCGCAUGCUGUGGGUGAUGUCGGAUCAGCACUAUCAGUAUUCCGCAAGAAUGUCGGCAAGGAUCUCUCGACCAUCUCUAUGCCAAUCAGCAUGAAUGAGCCACUUAGCAUGCUUCAACGUGCUUGUGAGGAGCUUGAAUAUUGCGAUCUCUUGGAUAAGGCGUCCACCCUUUCAGAUUCAAUGGAUCGCUUGAUUCAUAUUGCCAUCUUUGCUGUAUCAAGUUACGCUUCAUCACAAUAUCGAACAGGCCGAAAGCCAUUUAAUCCCAUGAUGACUGAAACAUACGAAUGCAUUCGACCUGACAAAGGCUUCCGCUUUAUUUCGGAGAAGGUUUCACACAAUCCAUUAAUCGUUGCUGCAUACGCUGAAGCUAAAAAGUACAAGUACUGGCAAAGCACAAAGAUCAAAAGCAAAUUCUGGGGCAAGUCAAUGGAAUUCAUGACCGAAGGAACAUUCCAUGUGACUCUCACUGGACAAGAUGACCAUUUCACAUACAACAAGCCAUCAAGCUGGAUGCGUAAUAUGAUUGCCGGUGAAAAGUACCUCGAGACAGCUGGUGAGAUGCGUGUCACCAAUCAUGCCACGGGUGAAUACGCGACCGUGACAUUCAAGGAAGGCACUGGUGGCGGCUUGUUUGGCGCACCUUCGAAUCGUAACGACAUUGUGGCUACAUUCUUUGAUAGCAAUGGAAAGAAAUGCCGUCGUGUGGUGGGCAAAUGGAGCGACAAGUUAUCAGAGGAAGUGGACAUGAACAAACGCAAGCUCAAUGUUCUUUGGACAGCCAAUCCACCUGGAUUAGAAGACUACUCAAAGUAUUAUGGAUUCACUCGUUAUUGCGUGGAGCUUAACGAGAUCACUGAAAUCGAACGAGACAAGAUCCCCAUCACCGACACACGUUAUCGCCCCGAUCAACGAUUAUAUGAAAACGGUCUUGUCGAUGAGGCAGAUGCCGAGAAACAGCGGAUAGAGCAAAAGCAGCGUGAGCGACGGAAGGAAUUUGAGCAGCAAGGCGUUGUUUGGAAACCACGCUGGUUUACACUCCAACAAGAUGCAUACGCAGAUCCAUCCUUUAUUCCUCAACCAGAAGAUAGCCCCACACCCAACACACCCCAAUCGUUCCAGUAUACCGGCCAAUAUUGGCAAUGCCGUGAAACUGGUCAAUGGCCCAGUGAUAUGUUUGAAUUAUGGUAG
Messenger RNA from Lichtheimia ornata, 2613 nucleotides. RefSeq lists its product as uncharacterized. Gene Ontology annotation, biological process: endocytosis; maintenance of cell polarity; ER to Golgi ceramide transport. The coding region runs from base 1 to 2613 and encodes 870 amino acids. The record is from RefSeq and is a predicted model, not a curated record. The transcript has 9 exons. NCBI's taxonomy places the organism in Eukaryota, Fungi, Mucoromycota, Mucoromycetes, Mucorales, Lichtheimiaceae. Gene Ontology annotation, cellular component: cytosol; perinuclear endoplasmic reticulum; intracellular membrane-bounded organelle. Gene Ontology annotation, molecular function: sterol binding.